Messenger RNA from Dendroctonus ponderosae (mountain pine beetle), 1364 nucleotides. RefSeq lists its product as uncharacterized. NCBI's taxonomy places the organism in Eukaryota, Metazoa, Arthropoda, Insecta, Coleoptera, Curculionidae. The record is from RefSeq and is a predicted model, not a curated record.
UGCGCCCCUUCACGUGUGUGCGUGAAAAAAUCCAAACCGGCACGCCUAUGGCAUGUACCCCCAAUAAACACACCCAUAUGACGCGGGGCAAAUGCAGCUGCACCGAGGCCCCCCCAACUUUCCGUUACACUGUCCUGGCCACCAGUCAGACCCGACCUAGACUUUGGUGUUUGGAACGGCCGUUGAUUUGGACGGUUUUUCGGAUAAUUUCGCGUUGUGUUUACUUCGGGGCGCUGAUAAGAAAACGCGAAGGGUUUACUGAAAGAGCUCAUUGUUGUGAUGGUGUGGCUGGAUGUGGACUUAGACAAGGACACGGUGGAACUGCUGGCUAGCUGAGCUUAGAACCGCUAUGGAGGCCAAGCCGCACUACUACUCAAACCCGGCGUUUUGCCAGCAAAGUGAAUUCUUCACUCAAAGGGCGUUGAGUCCGCAAAGGAGCCUCCGGCAGUCGCCCGUUGGGGCCCAAACCAGCCAUGCACAUUUGGACGAACCGCCGGAUCGGAUCGAAGAGCAGGAGUUCUACGAGGAAGUGAUCGUGGAUGAUCAGGGCUUCAUCAAGGGCAAGAAAGUGGUGGUGGUGGCGCAGAACAAUGAGGGCCAAAAGUACAUUCAAGCGCCGCAGAGUGACCGCCACAACGUCCGGUAUGGAAGCAUGCAGCAUAUCCAGCAUUGCGCCCCAAAGAGCGUCCCCUUGCGACAGCCGCGCUACGAGUACAUUCCCAUGCAGGAGCAGGACGCCAGGCCGAAGGCCUCAUCCAAGCAGUUGUUCCAGGAGCGUGUGGAAAUUGCCCCCGGGGUGAUCCACAGGGCGGGGUUCACGUGCGCUGUGAUGGGCAUGUUGGGAUGCAGGUCGAGAGACGUCUACUGGCUGCCCAAUCGGAACUACCUUUCAGGCUACUUGGUGCUGACUGUCUUCAGCUUGCUGACCUGCGCCGGGCUGUUGCUGUUGCUCGUCUACGACCCGCGGCCAGGCACCGCGUUAGCUGACAUGACCUCAGCUGCGGUCUGUGGCUUUUCAGUGCUCACGCUGCUCCUAGCGCUGACUGGCGUGGUUUCUAGCUACUGUUGCAAGUACCCGCCACCCGAUAACCGAGUGGAUCACUGCUCGCCCGGCUUGACUGUGUAGCUGAGGCGGUUUCUCCCUGAUUUGCGACCAACCAAAGAUGCCCGAUAGUCAACAGCUGUGUUAACCCGUUAGUUUAGGAAGAUGUAAUGUUAUGGCUACGCUGUUAUAGCUCUUUAUAGUACCUACUUAGAUUCCAAGCUAAUGUAUUUUAGGCGCCUAUUUAUGAUGAUGUUAAUGAAACAUUUCCUAGAUUUAUAUCGUUUGUACUUCAAAUGCACCAUUAAACUGUACCUAGAUG